Messenger RNA from Penicillium bovifimosum, 1575 nucleotides. RefSeq names its product Zn(II)2Cys6 transcription factor. The record is from RefSeq and is a predicted model, not a curated record. NCBI's taxonomy places the organism in Eukaryota, Fungi, Ascomycota, Eurotiomycetes, Eurotiales, Aspergillaceae. Bases 1 to 1575 code for a protein of 524 amino acids. Gene Ontology annotation, molecular function: transcription cis-regulatory region binding; zinc ion binding; DNA-binding transcription factor activity, RNA polymerase II-specific. Gene Ontology annotation, biological process: positive regulation of transcription by RNA polymerase II. Gene Ontology annotation, cellular component: nucleus. The transcript has 8 exons.
AUGAGGGGAUGCCUCACGUGUCGUCUGCGCCACCUGAAAUGUGAUAAAUCCGGCUCAAAAUGUCUCCGCUGCCAAAGAUCUGGCCGCGAAUGUUUGCCGGCCCCCGGCAAAUCUGAAGAGGUUUCCUUCAGACAUGGUCAGAAUCCAUCCUUACGAGGAAAGGGGCCCCCGCGAUAUGGCGAGAGUGAUCUUGCGUUCCCGGAUGAUCAAAUCUGGGUGGAGACCUCUUCUCCUGAUCUCGACUUCAGAGAUGAAACAGAUCAGACGGCAGCUGAAUACUAUGUUGUCCCCGUACUAAGACAGACGUCCGCUGAAAGAUCCUCUUCGGAAGAUCGUUCGACGCCUUCAUCCUCCACAAUGGACUCUUCAUUGACACCGAACCUCGUCAUCCCUUACGCAGGAUCCCAGCUUGGCUCCAGCUCGACUGUUCAUUCACCUGCUCCUACGCCAAUGAGCCAGCCGAGAGUGCCUAAUGUCACCGAAGCUUUUCUCCUGCGACAUUUCCAAAAGUACCUUGCGCCUUGGCUCGACGCAUGCGACCCUAACCGCCAUUUCUCGACCUAUGUCGUCGAGCGCGCGACUCGCUCCCCGCUGCUACUAUACGCCUGUCUAGCUGUCUCAGCCUGUCAUCUCUCCCGAACGACAAAUACCAUUUCCAUCGAAGUCGCCCACGCUUACCAUGAACGCUGCAUCUCAAUUAUGUUGCCUGUCCUCGACAAACCCGAAUUCGAAAUUGGCAUCGAAAUCCUCCUCUCAUCAACAGUUAUCCUCCGCUUCUUCGAAUCUAUCUCCUCUCACAGUCCCCCAAACGACCCCCAACACCACCUCCUCGCCGGCUCUGUCUACAUAAGCUCCCACGUCGACAGCGCAAUCUCCAGCGGUCUCGCCUCAGCAUCUUUCUGGGUCUUCGUGAUACAAGAUAUCCAGUUCGCGUUAACAUACCAGAAAUGUCUACGACUGACCUUCGCACCCAUCGACGACCAUCUUCGUCGUUCGUGGCUUGCUAAACCUGUUCUUUCGGACGGUGACUGGACGAACCGCGCGAUCUGGAUUCUGGCUGAGACAGUGGAUCUCUGCUUUAAUUCGUCCAGGGAGAGGGUGGAGAAGGAGAUUGCUUUGAGGAAUCGGAUUAACGAGUGGGAGGUUUCGAGACCGGAUAGUUUUGCGCCCUUGCAUGUUUCGCCGCCGGAUCAUGCGGCUGGAAAGCCGUUUCCGGUUGUUUGGUUUAUGAGUUUGUGGCAUGCUACGGCUAUUCAGCAUAUCUGUCUUGCGAAGUCCAUGUUGUUGAUUCGUGAUCUUGAGGUUUAUGAUCGGAGUAUUUUGCAUCGAGAGCAGCCUGCUAAAUUGAGGGAUCUCACUGACACGCUCAAUUUCAUGUUCGGCGUGGGGAUAUCUGCUGACGAGCCUUCGCUGCGGCUUACGGCUUGUCAUGCUCUUUUUGCUUACAGUUCCUGGAUCGAGGACCCCGUCGUCCAGAAUUUACUCGUUGAUCUCCUGCGUCGCACGGAGAGAGAAAAUGGGUGGCCGUGGGGGUAUUUGCGGCAUCAGGUUGUGCAGGCUUGGAGGUUAAUGUAA